This is a messenger RNA of Psilocybe cubensis, 822 nucleotides long. RefSeq lists its product as uncharacterized. The transcript is spliced from 5 exons. The record is from RefSeq and is a predicted model, not a curated record. Bases 1 to 822 code for a protein of 273 amino acids. NCBI's taxonomy places the organism in Eukaryota, Fungi, Basidiomycota, Agaricomycetes, Agaricales, Agrocybaceae.
AUGUCCGCUCUUGCCAACUUUGAGCGCUCCCGCACAGAGGCACCCAGUCUCCACGCCGUCGCAGACUCUCUGCGCAGCUGUGCCCACAUCGCAGAGCACUUUGCCAAGCAGCUCGCAGACGCUGAGUAUUCUCCAGAGCUCGCUGACUUUAUCAAUGACGAGUCCGCAAAGGGAAAGCGCAGGGCCCAGCUCUCCCCAGAGGAGGAUGGUGUCAAGAAGCGCAAGCGCAACUCCAAGCCCAAGGACCCCAACGCCCCAAAGCGUCCCCCUUCGUCCUAUAUUCUCUUCCAGAAUGAGGUCCGCAAGGAGCUCAAGGAACAGCAUCCCAACCUUUCAAACCAGGAUCUGCUCACCCUGAUCGCUGACCAGUGGAAAAACAUGUCCGAGGAGCAAAAGGCGGCAAGUCGCGUCGCGUACAACAAGGCCAUGCAGACCGCGAAGGACCAGUAUACUGAGGAGAAAAAGGCAUAUGACAACCGCACUCCGCAGGAGAUAGAGGCCGCAAAUGCUGCUGCUGCCGCCGCCGCCUCGCUCAAAAAGGCAAAGCCCCGUGGUCCGAAACCCGCUGCUCCUCCCGCUCCGGCUGUCAAGGCCCGUUCCCCACCUGCUGCACACCAGAUGCCCCCAAGCAGCCCAGACACCUCUUCUGAAGAGGAAUCGGAUGAGGACGAAAGCACUGCACCCAUCUUGCAGCGCCCUCCCGACAGCGACUCGAGCGACGACGAGUCGGAGCCAGAACCAGUUCACAAGAAGCGUCGAGCCGCGUCGCCCCAAGCCAAAGCAGCAACCAAAGUCAAAAAAGAAAAGGGCAUGACAGUAUAG